AUGCUCUCUCCCUCCCUGUCUGUCUGUCAGUGUCAUUCUGUAGUGGAGAUGUGGAGUGUCUUUCUGUCUCUCUGUCUGUUUUUUCAGCCCAAUUCAGCUGAGGAAGUGAUGCUGCUGGACACAACAGAGUCUACCUCAGAGCUGGGCUGGACCACCUAUCCAGACACGGGGUGGGAUGAGGUCAGUGUCCUGGACGACCGGGGGAAGCUCAUACGAACCUUCGAGGUCUGUAAUGUCAACCAAAAUUCCCGUCUGCAAGACAACUGGUUGGCCACGCCCUUCCUGUACCGCCACUCUGCCCCACGGGUGUUUGUCACACUGCGUUUCUCUGUGCGUGACUGUGCUAGCCUGCGAUCGCCGUCACCCACCUGCCGAGAGACACUCACUCUGUACUACAAACAGGCCGACUCCCAGAGAGAGCUGGAGAGGACCUGGGCAGCUGAGCCGUCCAACGGAGAGAAGGAGACCAGGGAGGGCUGGGUGAAGAUUGACACUAUUGCUGCUGAUAAGAGUUUCUCCAAGGUGGAGCCCAGUUCACCUCACCAGUAUCAACCCAACAGAUACAGCCAAAUCAACAUCAAGACACGCAGCUUUGCCCCGCUCACACGCAAUGGAUUUGUCCUGGCCAUUGUCGACAGUGGAGCUUGUGUUUCCCUUAUGGGUGUGUCAGUCUUCUACCGGCGCUGUCCAACCACCAGCAUGUACUUGGCAUCCUACCCGGCAACUCCCUCAGGGGCCGAGCCGACUGCCUUAGUUCCCCUGAGCGGGACGUGUGUUCCCCACAGUAAAGCACAGGGAGGCACGCCCCCUCGCAUGCACUGCAAUGCUGAAGGGGAAUGGAUGGUUCCUGUAGGAGGAUGUGUCUGUGAUGAAGGCUAUGAGCCCAACCUAAAUGGAUCGGCCUGCUUGGCUUGUCCGGUGGGUUACUUCAAGUCCGUUGCGGGCUCCAUUCCCUGCUCGGUGUGUCCACCCAACAGCAGAACCAGCCAGGAGGGAUCAAGUGUGUGUGAAUGUCGCAGUGGAUUUUACAGGGCAGCCACUGAUGCCAACUCUUCUGCAUGCACAACUCCUCCAUCUGCUCCGGUCUCUCCGUCCUGGGAGUAUGAGAGCGGCGAUGGCGGGGUGUCCAUCAGGUGGCGCCCUCCAGUGGAAAUGGGAGGCCGCAGCGAAGUAUGGUACGGGGUGGUGUGUCGCAUCUGCCCCUCGGCCACCUUCACCAACCCGGUGGCGUGCUCCUGGUGUGGAGAGGGCGUCACCUUCAGCCCCACCCAGACAAACCUGAAACAAACCAAGGUCACCCUCAACAACCUGCUGACUAGAGUCACUUAUCUCAUACAGGUGCAAGCCAUGAAUGAGGUGUCAGCUUUGAGUCCUUUUCCGGCUCGAUACACAAGCAUCAAUUUCACUACGAGCCAGUCAGUUCCCAGCACAGUUCCUAUGAUGCACCAGCUGAGCAGAGCCCCAGACUCCAUCACUCUCUCAUGGCCUCAGCCCGACAGGCCCAAUGGAGACAUCCUGGAGUACCAGCUUAGAUACUAUGACAAGGGUUCAGAUGUGGACAGUGCAGCGAGUGUGUACAGUGAGACCAACACGGUGACCGUCAGCUCUCUGAUCCCUGGCUCCAUCUAUGCCUUCCAGAUCAGAGCUCGGAAUGAACGGGGCUACGGCCCCUACAGCAACACCAUCUACUUCACCACGCUGCCUCUGGAGGAACAUUCCCAGCAGAUCCAGAAUCGACUUCCUCUUCUGGUUGGGUCAGUGAUGGGCGGUGCAGCAUUUCUACUGGUGGUGGCAGCGAUUGUGGUCGUGGUUGUAUUUCGCAGUAAGAGGAGAGAGAGUCCAUACAGUGACAGACUGCAGAGGUACAUCAGUAACCGAGGUGGAGUUAAGUAUUAUGUGGACCCAUCCACAUAUGACGACCCAAGUGAGGCUGUCAAAGAGUUUGCCCGUGAGAUAGAUCCCACUCAUCUUAAGAUUGAGGAGGUGAUUGGUGCAGCCCAAUUUGGGGAGGUUUCUCGGGGCCGCUACCGUCCGCUGGGUCGAAGGGAGGUGCUGGUAGCCGUGAAGACUCUACGCUGGGGGGCGUCUGACAGAGAGAAGGGCAUGUUCCUCAGUGAAGCAGGGGUCAUGGGACAGUUUGACCAUCCCAAUGUACUGAAGUUGGAGGGUGUGAUCACUCAAACGCCCCCAGAAAGGAUCAUCACUGAGUUCAUGGAGAACGGGCCCUUGGACGCCUUCCUCCGGGAGAACGAGGGCCAGUUCAGUGUCCUCCAGCUUAUUGGGAUGCUUAGAGGAGUUGGUGCAGGGAUGCGUUACCUCUCCGAAAGAAACUUUGUCCAUCGGGACUUGGCGGCUAGGAACGUGUUGGUCAAUUCCAACCUGGUCUGUAAAGUGUCCGACUUUGGCCUGUCCCGGCUUAUGAGGGGCCUGGACCACAACAUACCUACAUACACUGCAUCACUGGGCAGUAAGAUUCCUGUGAGAUGGACGGCACCAGAAGCCUUUCAGCAUCGCAAGUUCAGCUCAGCAAGUGACGCCUGGAGCUUCGGCAUACUUAUGUGGGAAGUGAUGUCAUAUGGAGAGCGUCCAUACUGGGACAUGAGCAAUCAAGAAGUGAUGAAGGCAGUUGCAGACCAGUAUCGUCUCCCUGCCCCCCACAACUGUCCCUCCGCCCUCCACUCUUUGAUGCUUCAGUGCUGGCAGGCUGAUCGGGGGGACCGGCCAGGCUUCGACACACUCCUGUCCUCCUUGGAUCGGCUCAUCAGGCACCCUGCCUCCCUUAAGGUGGAGCCAACUCGAAGCUGCUCUCAGCCCCUGCUGAGCCCCACGCCCACAGACUUAACGUCAGUGGCAACAGUCAGUGAUUGGCUGAAGGCUCUGAGGAUGGAGCGAUAUCAGGAUGAGUUUGAUCAGGCAAACCUGGAUACAUUAGACAGAGUCAGCAUGCUCAACAUGGAUGAUGUCCAGAAUCUCGGGGUGAACCUGCUGGGGCACCAGAGGAAGAUCGUCAGUGCAGCCCAGCAGCUCAGAGCCUAUCUGACGCAGGGGCAGGUGGAGGUGUGA
Molecule: messenger RNA, 3063 nt
Organism: Etheostoma cragini (Arkansas darter)
Lineage: Eukaryota; Metazoa; Chordata; Actinopteri; Perciformes; Percidae
Gene: ephb6
Product: eph receptor B6
Exons: 19
Coding region: 1-3063 (1020 amino acids)
Biological process (GO): central nervous system projection neuron axonogenesis; axon guidance; protein phosphorylation
Cellular component (GO): plasma membrane; neuron projection
Molecular function (GO): protein binding; ATP binding; transmembrane-ephrin receptor activity
Source: RefSeq, a predicted model, not a curated record